AUGUUGAUAUUAUUGUUAUACAUCGUUCUUCAUUUAGCUGGAUCUCUCGUGGCUUUUGAUACAACAACAGAAAAUUAUACAGUACCAGUUAGUGGCAAAUGUGUUUUAACUUGUUAUGUAACUGAAGUUCGUUCAUUUAAAGUUCUAUGGCAAAAAAUUGAUCGACCAAUUGUAGGCGGGAACCAAACGAAUGUACAAAAACAAGAACAACUUACAUUGAUUGCUUUUGAUGGAGUAGUCUAUUCAAAUAAAGAUCAUUAUCGUCUAGAAUCGGACUAUGUUGGUUCAUAUAAUUUAAUAAUUGAUCGUGUUAAUGAAGAUGAUCAAGGAGAAUAUCAAUGUCAAAUCAAUACAGAACCAAGAAAAACAAAAAGAAUUUUUCUUACGGUUCAAGUUCCACCUCGUAUUGUUGAUUUUCGUCCAAAUCCGCCAUUACAUUUAAUUCGUGCUGGAUCACCUUUAACACUAUCAUGUCGUGCUGAAGGUACACCGAUGCCUUAUAUACGUUGGCGUAUUCGUGAUUCUGAUGUGCAUCGAGUCGAACCAUUACCGCCUGAUAAUAGUAAUAUUUGGUUUAUUCCAUCAAUAACACAUGCAUUUCCACGUACAGUUGAAUGUAUUGCUGAUAAUGGUGUUUUACCAGCUUCAAAUCGAAUAUUUACAAUUAAUGUCGAAUAUCGACCGAUUGUAACUGUAAAUAAUGAUAUAAUUCCAAGUGAACAAUAUCAAAAUGUAACUCUUGAAUGUCGUGUAUUAAGUCGACCAAGUGCACGAAUAUCUUGGGAGAAAAAUAGCAAAAUAAUUGACGAGAAUAAAAUAAGUAACACUCGAGUUAAUCAAACAAUGUCAAUAAGUCAAUUGACAAUUCAGAUGAAUAAUAAUGAUGAUUUUGGACAAUACAAUUGUAUUGCUGAAAAUGUUCAUGGUCGAAUGGAAGCUAUUGUAAUUGUACUUCAGGAAUUAAUGACAACAACUACAAAGAAUCAUCGACAUUCAAAACAUCAUUCAACGAAAACAAAUUCCAAUCGAUUAUUUACAAAAAUUCGAUCGGCAUUAACAACUGCAAUAACAACAACAAAUGUAAAUGGUGAACGUGAUAUACAUAUCAGUUCAUCUUCAUAUCGUCUAUGGACAUCGAAUAUAUUAAUAUAUCUACUGUUUUUAUUUCAAUUUAGAACAAUUUAUAGAUAA
Molecule: messenger RNA, 1191 nt
Organism: Adineta steineri
Lineage: Eukaryota; Metazoa; Rotifera; Eurotatoria; Adinetida; Adinetidae
Source: the annotation of a GenBank genome assembly